Folsomia candida is the source of this 635-nucleotide messenger RNA. RefSeq lists its product as uncharacterized. The coding region runs from base 187 to 522 and encodes 111 amino acids. Lineage: Eukaryota; Metazoa; Arthropoda; Collembola; Entomobryomorpha; Isotomidae. The record is from RefSeq and is a predicted model, not a curated record. The transcript is spliced from 2 exons.
AGUAAGAGCACUCAGCCAUUGUUCCAUGAAGAUUGUCGUCAGAAAUAAAAUUAUCUUUGGCUUGGGUAAAAAAUACUUUAGGAUAUAAAUAUGGUCAAUCUACCAUCAAGGGCUCAGAUCACUUUUACCAAGCAAUUGAUUCAUAAAUUAUCCAAAAAGACCCAAAUAAGUAGUAACUAAACCAGGAUGGCUAAUAUUCGAGUGGUUUUGGUCCUGCCAAUUCUCAGCGUUAUUUUGGCUUCGAUCGGGUUAGUAAAUGGCUACGGUUUUCGAUAUCGAUACAACCCAGUGACCCAAGACACUCAGCUAUGGACCCACUUGCCUGGCAUGCAAGAUCCCACGGUUUACGACAACAAUCACCUUGUUCAAGGGCCUCCAACUGCAUAUGAGAAUCCAGGACUCUUCAAAUUUUAUGGUGUUAAUGGACGCCUCCGUUGGAAAUGCAAAAUUGGAGCAUUCUAUUCCGAAUUUUUCCAAAAAUGCGUUUGGCAACCUGGCCAUUAUUUUGCAAAAACUGGUUGAAAUUAUUAACCCUAUUUCAUAAACUUUGAUUCUAAUUACAUAUAACCAACUUUAAAAUGAAAUAAAAUCGUAAUUGUGUUUCUGAUGUUCUGAGAAACGGUUUACUAAAAAAA